GAAGAAUUCAUAAAAUUUUAUAAGAAUUCAUAAAAUUAGUGGAGUUGUUUUCCCAUCUUUUACUUAUUCAGAGUUUGUAGGUUCAUAAAUUCAUAACGUAACUAAAUUCAAAUUUUUAGUGUAACGAUAUUAAAAUUUGUAAAUUGUCUCCAAAAAGGGGCUGAACUUGAAGAUAAGCCGAACUGGCAACUGGAGUUGUUGUUGAUCUGAAAUUAUUGGAAUUUAUCUGAUGAAGAACGAACAGUUGGAUCUAUCAACCAACGAGGAACAACUUCUUGCUGUCUUUUAACAUUCUUUCUCGUACUUCCUUCAUAUAUACUUUAUUCGUUUACUUCCUUGGAAUGAGAGAGAGUUUCAUUAUCUUAAUAUUGCAUAGAUUCCACGUAGAAAUCAUAGGACAAAGUGACAACAGGCAAUACAGUAGGUCAAUGACGGGCGAGUCGGUUUUGAUCCUAAACCUUUGCAAUGGUGGGCGUUUCCGAGAAACAAGGGCAUUAUUUAUUAGUUAGCAUUUCUUCUUUUUAUCAUAAAACGUGAAUGAGAAUGAAAGUAGGCAAGACAGUAUAGGCCAAUCACGAUUUUAAUAGUUGUGGACAUUAUAUAACGUAUUUAUAUGCCAAUUGUAAAUUAGUGAAUUUUAUUAUAUACUAAGAAAUUGAAUAAUUGUGCGGCUAUACUAAUUAAUGGGUUAGACUUUCAUAAAAUAGUAGUUGAAUAUAACCUACCAUUGUGUAAAGUACAGAUGAAUGAUGAAACUUAGGCGUUGAAUUAUAGCGUCGUAUUUAUUCCCUACAAAUUUAUUCACAAUACGUGUUUUGUUGUAAGUGUUUCCAAUAAUGUUGAAUUUAGAAAGCAUUUUUCGUAUUAUUUUAUUAUAAUAUAUAUUUUGUAUAGUUGGAGUUUUAAAUUUUAUAUGAAAACGAAAAAUAAACCAGAAGCAGUUCAUAUAUAUAGUAUCAUCGUUGCAUUAUCUGUAUUUAAAUUCGAUAGUAUGCAUAAAUCAUAUAUGAAAAAGAUACUGUACAGUAUAUCUGUCAAAAGUUUAAGACAUAAAUUAAAAAGAUACUAGCAUGGUAUUUUCCCAAUUUACUUUAUCUUUUAUCUAUAAAAAUAUCAUUAAAAUAUAAAUUAAAAAUUAUUUAACCAAUCACAAAACAGAUUAAAAAUAUGAUUGGUUACACAAUUUUUGAUAAAAUUAAAAAGUACAUUAAAAUAUGAAAACAUCAUCUAUUUUAAAACAUCAAAAACUCUUUAAAACAUCAUUUAUUUUGAAACAGAGGGAGAAUUUCACAAUUUUAGAGAUCUAUAAGGUAUAGAACUUCUUGAGUACCUCAAAAUGGAAGAUAUAUAUACAAGUAGUUUUUGAGACAGAAUAAAUAUUUAUGAGAUAAAGAAAGUGAUACCUGGUUUGGUGAUUGUUUACUGUCCUCAAUAUUGUCUAUUGUCCUCUCCGCGUUAUUUGAUGAAACAAGUUUACUUGGUUGCGAGUCUUCGCCUAUCCUUGUAGAACCCGAUCUGAAUUUUAGAAAGAUGGUGUAGACCAUCUCACCGACCCAUAUCUCACGAUUUAAUACUCGGAUAAACCAAUUCUCAUCAGUUCCUUGAGUCCACAUGAUCAAACACCCUUAAAGGUACGUACUAUAUUAUGUGAAAAAGAAAUGCUGCAGCGUCUAAAAAAUGAUGCUUUGUGGACUCCUCAGUAGAACUCAAAGGUUGUACACACGGUGAUUAUGAGUCUCUUGUUUAGAUACUAGAAGGUUUAUGCAUGUCUACUAAAUGUAUCUCGGAUAUUCAUUGAAUUCUUAGAAAUCACUAAAGUUCCAUAAUGUAUCAAUAUCUUCUGUAGAAGUUGAAUACUGCAUUUUGUACUUGAUGUUUGCGUGAUUGUUUGGUCGCGAAGCUCACUGAUGUUUAUGUUAUCUUGAACAUAAGCACUUCCGGCUAUACGUACUAGCAAAUAAUAACAUAAAUAUACAAAAAGAUUAAAACCUAAUGAGAUUGGUUUAUGAUGUGUCACGAAGAAGUUGUUUAACUUUUCUUCAUGAUUUUUUUUCUUCUUGAAAUCAACCUUUCUUCAUGUUCGGAACAGAGUUACAGUUGUUGACGUGCAAUAUACGAGUUUUAAUAUUUAUUUCCAUCUUGAGGGCAAAUGUAAAUUACGUAAUGAGGUUUAUGUAAUUUCAAGUUUUCAACCAUCUUCUGGAAUCCAUUUUUUCAUCCUUUUAACUAUGUUAUCAAACUGUGGUAUUGAUCGAAGUCUCACACAAAGGUAAAUUUCUCUCUUAAGGACAUGAAUUGUUAGAUGCCGGCUUGAUAUAAGCGUUCUAUUUAAACAUGUAGUUUAAUGAAAAUAUCAGAUUCAUAUCUAAUUAUAUACUUCCUCUAGUAACACUCACGCCUAAGUUUAUAUUUCCUCUAGUAACACUCACGCCUAAUGUUUUGCCUAGAUAGGCUUUCUAUCUAAUUAGUAAUCUCUCUACCUCUCCUAUUUUCUGUUCCUUUCGUUUAUUCAUGACUAAGUUUGUUUUUGUUGUUUGUAAUGAAGUGAGAGACUAAUUGGCUAUUUUUUUUUUCAAAAGAUGGCUGAAAAUGAACGUGGAUAAUACCUAGCAUGUAGAUACAACUCAUAGAGACAAUACAAACAAUGAGGAAUUCUCAUAGACACAAUACAAACAAUGAGGAAUCUCACAGAAUUCUCACCUUAUUCAGAAUCUAAACUCAAUCGCCUCUGAAGUUGCACAUCCAUAAAGAGAUCAAUGUGACGCUCUUCCGAAAAUGUAGAUUCCAACCACUUAAGAAAGGUUUCAUAUGCCAUUAGAAGGAAACAAAAAAGAUCGAAGUAAAGAGAAACCGAAACGCUAGGAUUUCUUCAAAAAGGCACUAUCUCAUAAAAAUAUCUAAGAAGAAAAUUCACUAUAAACAAAACAAAAGACAUAAUCGGAGCAAAGAGGAACAAAGUGAAGUUGAGCUGCUAAUGAAUGACAUGGACACACCCACACGCGCAGACCAUACGUCAAUCCCGCCUGAACCAAUAACUUGUUCGUAAGGACAAUAGUGUGCUCCAAACCCGUAGAAGUGUAUGCCAAUAAAUGCCAAAUCUAGCGGAAUAAGUGGAAAAAUGAAACGUGAUUUUGAUUUAUAAAAACAAGAUGAAAGAUAGAAAACGAGGACAUGAUAUUUUCAAUUAAUGCAUACACUCAAUAUAAUUUUCGCUAAAAAAAUAUUUUUUUUUGAAAUUUUUUCACUAAAUAUUUAUUUUACCUUUAUUUUGAUUCUUGUAAAAGUUGUUUGCUCCUCCUACUUUUAUUUCAGUUCUUUCCUCAUUUAACUUAUUUCUUCACUUGGUUCAAACUCAUGAAUAUUUUCUCAAAAGUCUAUUUAUUUUUCUUUAUAUACCGAGACGAUUCUAAUUACUCUUAUGGUUAUUUUAUUUUUGUUUUCAUUGUAUAAAAAAUUUAUUAAACCAUAUAAUUGUUAGAGUAUAAGAAGCUCAAACAAAUAGUACUUUGAGAAACAGUUUCUUAAGUUUUUAGUUAAAAGUUAAGAAACAGUUUAUUAUAUUACUCUAAGAAUCCCGCCCUAAAAACCCCUGGAUAAUGAUGUUCUUGUUUUGUUAUGUUCAAAUCUUAGAAUUUCUUAAUUUACAUAAAUUUGCCUUCCAUAAUUGUUCAAGUUCCAUAUAAGUACUUAUAUUCAUUCAUUUUUAACUAUAAAUAAUCACUCAAAAUUAUUUUAAAUUUUUUUUAAAAGAAAUCUUUAUCUUCUAAUGAACGGAGAUUUUGAAAUGAUUUGAAUAGUUUUUGCAAAAGAUGAAUACACAUCAGUACAGGACUUUAAAGCAUUUUACAAGGGAGGAUUUGGUAAGAAACCAAAACUCCUACCAAAUCAUUGAACCAAUACCUUAGAUCAUUCAUUAUAAAUAGAAAAUGUACAUAGACGCUAGUAGAUACUGAAACUGAGCGUUAAAAGGCAACAUCAGCAUUAGUUAAGCUAGCUCCAAUUUUCUCUCUUCUUUCUUUUUCUUGAUUACAAAACUAACCACACCUUCCUUCUCACUAUUACAACACUAAUGCUGAUUCCCCAUUAAAUCCCCAUUAAAAAUAUAAAAUCCCUGAUUCCCCAUCAAUUAUAAAUACAAAUCCCCUCAACGAGUGAUCUUCUAACCAUACACCAUCUCUAUUUUUCCAGCCGCCUUUUAAGCACUCUCUCAAGGAACAUGUCUCCGAACGUUCUCCGGUGGUUUAGCCUCGUCGCUCUUCUCUGGCUUCAAUCUAUCAACGGCACCAACUUGAGCUUCCCUGCUUACUCUUCACAGCUCAAAGAGUUUCUCUCGAUCUCUCAGUUCAAACUCAACUACCUCUCUUUCGCCUCCGACGCCGGAAAAGUCCUGGGAUUCAUCUCCGGUAUCGCCGCCGUUCACCUUCCUCUCCCCCUGGUCCUUCUCGCCGGAGGCUCUUUAGGUUUCGCCGGCUACGGUCUUCAGUAUCUCUCCAUAGUCAAAAAAAUGUUCACGUUAUCGUUUUAUCAGAUAUGGGGGCUGAGCUUCUUGGCCGGAAACAGUAUCUGCUGGAUCAACACGGCUUGUUACAUCGUCGCGAUAAAAAGCUUUCCGGUGAACCGUCAAGUCGCCGUGGGGAUCACGGCAAGUUAUCAAGGUUUGAGCGGGAAAAUAUACACCGACAUAGUCCACGCGUUCUUCUACUCGUCUCAACGCGAAGCCGCUUCAGGUUAUCUUUUGCUCAACUCUCUAGUUCCUUUGGUCGGUUGUGUCGUGACGGCUCCUAUGUUGAUGAGAGAAGCGAAAGCUACGUCGUAUUCCACUCGGGAUGUUAAAGUGGGUUUUAUCUUUCUCUUCGCUGUGACUAUAGCCACGGGGAUUUACGCGGUGGCUACGAGUCUUCUCCCUGCUCCCGCGGUUUUAGUACUCGUAGGCAUUGUUUUGUUUCUUCUUGCUCCUUUGGCUAUUCCUUUUGGAGUUAGGCUCGAAGAGGUUAUGACUUGUAGGAGAAGUCAGCAAAAGGUGUACGACUUUGAAUCUCCUUUUGAAGAAGAUGAAAAGAAAGAGGAAGAGGAGUUUGAUGAUGAGAAGGCGAUAGUUGGGGUUAAAGAAGAGGUCGAGUGGACAAAACUAUGGAUGAAACUCGAUUUUUGGACAUAUUUUGGACUUUAUUUGUUUGGUCCAACGGUCGGGCUAGUGUUUAUGAACAAUCUUGGUCAGAUCGCUGAGUCUCGUGGCUGCGCCGCGACCAGUUCAUUGGUGGCUCUCUCGUCCUCGUUCGGGUUUUUCGGCCGCCUGCUUCCUUCGUUACUCGACUACUUCCUCUCUAGGAACAAAUACAUGCCAUCAUGCCCGGUUUCUAUGGCGGUCUCACUGGUAGCGAUGGUUGCUUCGUUUUUACUCCUCCUCGUUGACUCUGACGUCGCUCUUUACAUCAGCACGGCGAUGAUCGGUGUUUUCUCCGGAGCAUUGACUUCUCUCUCCGUCACAAUGACUGCAGAGCUUUUUGGGACACAACACUUUGGAGUUAACCACAACAUUGUUGUCGGAAGCAUUCCUAUUGGUUCUUUCGCUUUUGGUUUAUUUGCCGCUAAAGUUUACCGCGAUGGAGCUUCCUUCGACGGACGUUUUGACGGAAAGUGUUACGGGAUGUAUUGCUUUCAAACCACUUUGAUCUUUUGGGCAAUGCUCAGUUCUGUGGCCGCCGUUCUUGCUGCCGUUUUAUAUCUACGGAAUCGCAAGUUCUACUCUCAGAAGCCAUGAAGAGAAACACAACAAAUGCACGCAAGCUCUCACUUCAUCUAACGAAUCAAUUUUUUGGUUCCAAAACGAAAUUUUUGUGUGUACAGUUAUGCGUUUUGUGUUACACCAACGGUGGGAAAGUAAUUUUUUUGUAUAGUAACGUGCAGUAAGAAAUAGAUAGAGAUAUAUUACACAAUGAUGUAAAGAUCAAAGUUUUAUUAAAGAUCCACUUUUUUUAUUUGUAUGGUAGUAAAUUCAAUGUUUUGCUAGAUUAGUGUGAUCAUUUAUUAACGCUGAAGAAUUUAAAACGACUUUGCUUCAAUAUAAGUGGUAACUAUGACAAUAGCAAUUUUCGGGUGAGUCCAAUUAAUAUAUCCCAACAUAAUAUUCUGUUGGUGCGUAGUUGAUGUUCGCUGGUUCGAACGUGUCCAAGAAUCUUGAUCAUGCGGCUGUUAUUCAAGUGAUUUUAAUUCUGAUGUGAAUUUUUUUUUUGUAUGGGACCCCAACACUAAUCAAUAUACUCUCACCUAAAUCAGAUUAUUUGGAUUACUCUAUGUCCAUAUAUUUUUAUUCGUCUGUGAUUACUAGACGUCAUUUAAAACAUUUUGUGAGAGAGAGACGACGGGAACGUAUUCAACCACGAGAAGGCCACCUAAACCAAUAUAUGGUCGAGAUAAAGACAUGCAUGAUUUACGGCUAUGCAGAAUUUAAGAUUUGAGCUUCAUACCUAUAUUUAUUCUAUGCAUUAAAGCAUUUUAUUCACUAUUACUGAUGUAUGACAAUUUUUACGUGAAAAUAAUUUUUUAUUGUGUUUUUACGAUACUCGUUUUGCAGCAUUUAGGUUGGUGAUUUGUACUACUAUUACCAUUUUUUUUUGUUAAAUAUGCGAAUUAUUCUAACUUAUUUGCUGAAGUCAUAUAUAAUUUUUUAUUAGCAAAAUAUCUGAUUUUUUUUAUUAAGAAUUAUUUCACUUCUAUAUGUUGGUAGAAAUGGUACCAUAUUUUACAUUUAUUUAAAACCCCGAUGAAUGAAUUAUUGUACGACUACACUUACUUUCAAAAUUGAUUACUACGCAAAUAAACCCUUUCUAGUAAUAGUUCAAUUUUUUUACAACAAAAUAAUGGUUCAGUUUGAUAACAACUUAUCUAGCUAUCUAGUAUCUAUCAACUCAUCUCGAGUGAACGUGUUAAAAUCUCAAAUCUGUAAAAUCAUAACUUAAAAUAUAUGAACACGAACCAAUCAAUUUUCUACUAAAUAAGUUUUAAAAUACCAUUAAUUUUUUACUAUAGUACAUAGAAAUUAUAUAUAUUGGUUUUAUAUUAAACAUAAAUGAGAAAUUAAUUAAUCAAAACAGUUGUUCUAAUAUAAUCAUCUCCUAGUUAAACUGGACCAACUGGGCGAACCACAUUUUAUUUUAAAACAAAUGGCAAUUUUCUAAAAUCAAAAGUAAAAGACGGAAACGAAGUACUUCGAAAGAAUGUUCUCGAACUUAUCGUAUGAAAAGUCAAUAAAUUCCUGAAGAUGAAGAUUUGCUGCCUCGUCAAAAAGUAGUUUCAAGACAAUUUAUAAUGAAGAUUUGCUGCCUCGUCAAAAAGUAGUUUCAAAACGAGUAUGAUUGAGAGAAACAUGGCAAAGCAAAUUAAGCUAAUAAGAAAGAUUCAGUGAAUAGGUUACGCGUCUUCAUGUGCAUGGUCAUGUCAUCAUCAUCAACAUUUACUCAUUGCUUCCUUCCCUACUUAAUUGAUUGUGACAUUGAUAUUGAUAUUUAUAGUUUAAUGAUACAAACAAGACUAAUCUGACGCAUGCGUAACGUCAAGUAUGACGCCACGGGAAUAGGUCUCUAUCUCCCAAUUCUAGGACAACUCCAAAAAAUCCAAAUUAAGCAUGGCAUACACAUCAGAUCAUCUAUUUGUGUUGCGUGGUCCUUACUUUAUUUAGAUACACAACCUUGAUUAAUUAUACACCAAAGCUACUCAACAGAUAUGUAGCCACAUUUUGUGACAAAUGAUACGAAAUCAUUUUUAAUAUUUGAAACAAGACCCUUUAAGUUUUUUUUUUUUGACAUCAAAUAGAAACUUUAAAGCAGUCCCUUGACCAGCUUGAACUAGCUAAUUCGGUGCAAAGCAGUUGAUAAAAGGAGAUCCAAAUACGCGUGAUCUUCCACCUUUAGCGAGGGUGUCGGCCAUUCAUCGAUUUUGGAAUAUGAGAUAUAGAAAAUUCUGUAAAAUCUGAUGACCACCCUUUAAGUUUAAUGGUGAUAUUUUCAAGUUAAUCAAAGCUUAAAGCCUUAAAAUAUGGAGGGUGUAACUUGUUACCCAUUUUUUCACAAAAACUUGUUACCAUUUAUAAACCAUCAUUAUUAUACUAAAAAUAUUUUAAUAUUUAAGAUGGUUUUAAAAUGCUUACCCAAAUCCAAACUUUUAUUGCUCGGACUAGGACAUGAUAGAACAGAAACAAUGAAAAACUCUUCUCCUAGAAACCAAAAUUUUUUUUUUUAGUUAAAAUCAACAAAACGAAAACUUUAACAUUAUCUUAUACAAUAAAGUUGGGUUAUGCUCUUUCAUCCUUCCUCCACGUCAGCAAAGAAGGAAGGGCAUUUUGCGCCACGUGUCUAACUCAAAAUUCUGUCUACGGAUGUAUCUUUGUGAUGGGCUCUGCGAUGGGUUUUCUGUGUUGCUGUUUGUUUUAAUUAUUUUCAAACUUUAUUUGGGUUUUAACAAAACAUUUUGUCUAGCCCAGAAGUUUAGAUUUCUUCAUCUUCUCUUCUGCGAACUUCGUCGAUUAGCAGUGAGUAUUCCAGAAAACUAAAGCGCCGAUCAACUCACCAUAACAUCUCCACCUUGCAUUAAUACCUCCUUUAAUCCGACCUUUAACGUAACUAAACCCACGAAGCAUUCAUUCGAUCUCAUCACCUCCCAAAGUAUCAGACUGAAGCUAUCAUUAUAAAUAUCCCAACUUCGAGCGAUAAACAACACAACUUUCAACGAGAUCGAGAAGAAUAGUAUGUGCUAAAUACCAAUUACACAAUGGCGAAUUCCUUCAUCCUACUUGCCGAUUUGAAAUCUGUUUGUUGAGGUUCUGGGAAGCUAGGAAUGUGAAGAAAGGCGAUGAACUGAUGAUUAUUGACAUGCUACUCCGUGAUGAGAAGGAGUAAGGAGUGAGUCCCUUUGCAUCAGAUAUAUGUGCCAUAAUUGAUGAGGCCUUUGAAGAGACCAUCCCGAAAACUUAUGUCUUGGAGCUUCUUAGUUUACUGCUUGGCGAUGAUUACACGGGGAAGAGACGAGACGGUUUAAGCAUAAAUCUUAUGCACUGUAUUGAUUGUUUUAUUUAUCUUUCGUUGACGUGGUUGUAGACAUGUUCCAUCAAGAAAAAAAUGGUUCCAUGUAGCUAAGAAGAUAGAUAAGGAAUGACGAGCAGUCAUUACUGACGUUGCAACGGUAUAUGGCUCUAGCAUGUAAUUGGAGCCGGGACUCAACAGUUUGUCCACAUGACUAACUGGGAGUUAAGGUUCAUGGAUUCAUAGAAAAGGUUCCGGCACGUGCUUGAUGUGUGUGGUUUGAAUGAAUCGUUGAAGUAUAUGGCUUUGAAGAAAGCAAUAACGUGAUGAUAGGAGAGAUGGAGUUGGUGUGGCAUGACUCAAACAGUGGCUGGAACAAGACUACGACAGGCUCAGUUAGAUGGCUUCAAUGGAAAUGAACUAUCUUAUAAGUUUUCUUGCGGAGUGUUUCUUAUACGGUUAUACCGACCCGAAAAGUGAAUCAGAUGCUUUUUCCAGUCAAAUAUUAAUCAUCAAGUUGCAGGUCACUGAAUCGCUUUGUAUAUAUGUUUUAGUGUAUUUUAGUAUUAUCUAAAAUAAAAAGGAUUUAUUGAGAGUUUUUUUUUAAGUACUUGAAAGUGUUUCCUAUAUAUUCAUUACAGAGAAUUAGGGCUGAACAAAAUAACCCAACCCAAAAAGUAGUAUAUGUUCAGAGUUCUCUGAAGUAUGUGUGGUUCAGAAUUAUAAAUUUAAAUAUUUUAAUUAUUUUCUAAAAUAAUAUUGCACAACUAUCUAAAAGAUUUUAUUAUCCGAAAAAAUAAAAAAAUAUCUAAAAACUACACAAAAUAGCCAAAAUAAAGAUUCAACAACAGUUCAAACACACAAAUAUUCAAAUAUUCAAAAUUAACCAAUUUUCAUAUUAAUUUAAUUUAUUUGAGCAUAUUUCAGAGUUAUAUGUUAUAUAUUAUUUUUAAAAUUGCCAAAAAUAAAUACUAAUAUACAGAGAAUUUAUAGUCCAAAGAAAAACCAGGUCAAACAUAUAUAACCAAAUGCAGCUAAAAAUGGAACCAAAACAUAAAUAAAAACAUGUGAAUUUAUAUGAACAAUUUUACCAAAAAAAUAUUUUAUGACAAUCAAAUCAAUAUUAUUUUUGACGUUUCAUCAGAACCGACCAAUGAAUAUAAACUUUUGGUCCGUUGAGUUUAACUUUUCUUCGGUUCUAAACUUCGUUAGACUACUUACUAUGUGUUAUGAAACAAAACUUUCUCUCUAUUCUUUUGGUAUGUGAUGUUAUAAAACUCUUUUUUCUUAAUGUGCUUUGAUAAAUGGUAAUGUUAAAAGCAACUACUUGAUUAUAAAGUUACCUCAUUGUAUAUGGCUUUGAAGAAAGCAAUAACGUGAUGAUAGGAGAGAUGGAGUUGGUGUGGCAUGACUCAAACAGUGGCUGGAACAAGACUACGACAGGCUCAGUUAGAUGGCUUCAAUGGAAAUGAACUAUCUUAUAAGUUUUCUUGCGGAGUGUUUCUUAUACGGUUAUACCGACCCGAAAAGUGAAUCAGAUGCUUUUUCCAGUCAAAUAUUAAUCAUCAAGUUGCAGGUCACUGAAUCGCUUUGUAUAUAUGUUUUUCCUACAGAUAUGUAUGUAUGCUUAAAUAGAACAGUUUCAGGUAGAAAUGAACUAAUUAAAUUUUAUUUUCUUUUUA
Molecule: messenger RNA, 10699 nt
Organism: Brassica rapa (field mustard)
Lineage: Eukaryota; Viridiplantae; Streptophyta; Magnoliopsida; Brassicales; Brassicaceae
Product: protein NUCLEAR FUSION DEFECTIVE 4
Cellular component (GO): membrane
Source: RefSeq, a predicted model, not a curated record